Ipomoea triloba (trilobed morning glory) is the source of this 2552-nucleotide messenger RNA. RefSeq lists its product as uncharacterized. Bases 73 to 2328 code for a protein of 751 amino acids. Gene Ontology annotation, molecular function: hydroxypyruvate reductase [NAD(P)H] activity; NAD binding; glyoxylate reductase (NADPH) activity. Gene Ontology annotation, cellular component: cytosol. The record is from RefSeq and is a predicted model, not a curated record. Lineage: Eukaryota; Viridiplantae; Streptophyta; Magnoliopsida; Solanales; Convolvulaceae. The transcript has 7 exons.
AGUGGCAGUGACCACUGACAACAAGCACCGCAAAAACGCAAUUGAAGUCCUCUACGGAUCUGGGAAGAAGAAAUGGAGAGUAUUGGAGUGCUGAUGGCGAUUCCGAUGAACCCGUAUUUGGAACAGGAACUCGACAAGCGGUUCAAGCUCUUCCGCUUCUGGAACUUCCCGCAGAAGAAGGAAUUCCUGAGGGAGAACGCCAACGCGAUCCGCGCCGUGGUCGGAAACGCCGCCGCCGGGGCUGACGCGGAGCUGAUUGACGCGCUCCCUAAGCUGGAGAUAGUCUCUAGUUUCAGCGUCGGCUUGGAUAAGAUCGACUUGGUCAAGUGCAGGGAGAAGGGAAUUCGGGUUACCAAUACCCCCGACGUGUUGACGGAGGACGUCGCCGACUUGGCAAUCGGGUUGAUGCUGGCUGUGCUCAGAAGGAUUUGCGAGUGUGAUCGAUUUGUGAGGACAGGGUUGUGGAAGAUGGGUGACUUCAAGUUGACUACCAAGUUCAGUGGCAAAACUGUUGGAAUUAUAGGGCUUGGAAGAAUUGGUUUAGCAGUUGCCAAGAGAGCAGAGGCUUUUGAUUGUCCAAUCUGCUACCACGCCAGAUCAGAGAAACCAAACACCAACUAUAAGUACUACCCCAGUGUAGUAGAGUUGGCUUCCAAUUGUCAGAUAUUGGUUGUUGCGUGCGCAUUAACUCCCGAGACUCGCCACAUUGUCAACCGCGAAGUCAUCAAUGCACUAGGUCCAAAAGGAGUUCUCAUCAACAUUGGUAGGGGUCCCCACGUUGAUGAGCGCGAGAUGGUGUCUGCUCUUGUUGAAGGCCGCUUGGGUGGUGCUGGGCUCGACGUAUUUGAAAAUGAACCUGAAGUGCCCGAGGAGCUCUUUGGACUUGAGAACGUUGUGCUGCUGCCCCAUGUUGGAAGUGGAACAAUCGAAACGCGCAAGGCCAUGGCUGACCUUGUGAUUGGAAACUUAGAAGCUCACUUUCUUAACAAACCACUAUUAACCCCAGUGUCUGGGCAAGGCCAACCAGAUCGGACUCACAUGGAGUCUAAAUUACAGGUGAUUACAAUGAGCUGCCAACCAGUGUGCACUUGGGAGUUUGUAUUGGCAGCAGAUCAAGGAGAGGUUGGGGGAGAAGAAGACCCUUUGAAGAUGAGGAAGUUGAGAGUCUCCAAGCAAUGGAUUUGCAGUCCAGAACAUCAUAAAGAUCCAGAGCUUGAGAAGCACAAGCCAUGGCUUGAAUCUGCAUCUUCCCUGGCAUGUCUGUAUCUUCAACCAAAGCUUUUCCUUCCAACAUCUUCUCUCUUCUGGUUCUUGCUUGUUACCCAGAAAGGAAAGAAUCUCUCUUUUUCUUUUCUAGAAUUAACCAGAGAAAAACAGUACAAAAUGUUGCAUACGAAAUCGGAGUCAGAUGUAACAAGCCUAGCAGCGUCGUCACCUUCCGGCCAUGUUUACUACGUACAGAGCCCUUCCCGGGACUCUCAUGACGACGGCGAGAAGUCGACGUCGAUGCAGGCAACUCCCACCUUCACCAGCCCGGUCGAGUCCCCCUCCCACCCUUCCCUGGGCCGCCAUUCCCGGACUUCCUCCGGGACCCGCUUCUCCGGGAUAUUCCGGUCGUCGUCCGGGAGAAAAGGGAGAUCAGGGAAGCGGAUGAGUAACGAUAAGGGAUGGCCGGAAUGCAAUGUGAUUAUGGAAGAAGGAAAGUACGAUGAAUUCGAGGAUUCUUGGCUGCUUUCUCGGAGGUUUCAGGCGUUGUUGGCUCUCUGUGGAUUUGUUCUUUUGUUCACCGUUUUUUGCCUCAUCAUUUGGGGCGCCGGUCGCCCUUACAAAGCGCAGAUUACUCUCAAGAGCUUAUCAGUGAGUAACAUAUAUAUUGGUGAGGGCUCUGACUUCACGGGUGUACCCACAAGGUUGCUGUCGGUGAACGGGUCACUGAGGAUAAGCGUGUACAACCCUGCAACAUUCUACGGCAUCCAUGUCAGCUCUACACCAAUCAAUCUCGUCUUCUCCGACAUCACUGUUGCCACUGGCCAGUUGAAGAAGUAUUAUCAGCCGAGGAAGAGUCGCCGGACGGUGACGGUGAACAUACAGGGAACAAAGGUCCCGUUGUACGGGGCAGGGUCGAGUCUGACGGCGACAAAAAACAAGGACGGCACCGGAGGGGUUGAAGUUCCGUUGGCGCUGGAUUUUGAGGUGAAGUCUCAGGGGGAUGUGGUGGGGAAAUUAGUGAGGACGAAGCACCGGAGGAAGAUCUGGUGUGAGUUCAUCAUUGACUCCGCCGGCAAUAAGCCCAUCAAGUUCAAGAAACAUUCAUGUGCUUACACCUAGGCCUAGUACACUUGUCUUCCAUUAAUUCAUGAUCGAUGAUGCCUUUUUUUCCCCCAUGGAAAUGAUAUGAUGUUUUAAUUUGUGGGACAUUUUGAUAUUCAGAUUUCCAUAGAAGUUGUUUGUUAUAUAGGAUGUUUAAUCUUUGAGGUAUCAUAGGAUGUUUAAUCUUUGAGGUAUGGUUUCUUUUACGAGUUGAGAAUGGAAAUUGUUUAUCACUAUUUGAA